This is a messenger RNA of Ectocarpus sp. CCAP 1310/34, 2058 nucleotides long. The record is from the annotation of a GenBank genome assembly. NCBI's taxonomy places the organism in Eukaryota, Phaeophyceae, Ectocarpales, Ectocarpaceae.
AUGGACGUGGCAAAGUUGACGCAAAAGAAGGUAUUGCAGAUUCUGGAGAACGGCGUGCGCUUCGGAAAGUGGGUACUGCUGGAAAACGUCGGGGAGGAACUGGAUGCGGCCCUUGAGCCUAUCCUGUUGCAACAAAAGUUCAAGCAGGGCGGUCAAGACAUGAUCAGGCUGGGCGACAACACAGUGCCGUACAACGAUCAGUUCCGGCUACUGAUGAUCACCAAGCUGCCCAACCCGGAGUACGCCCCAGAAGUGCAGGUGAAAGUGUCCUUGCUGAACUUUACGAUCACCAUCAAGGGCCUGGAAGAACAGCUUCUCAACACUGCCGUGAAGGAGGAACUCCCGGACCUUGCCCAGAAGAAGACUCACGCUGUUCACAAGUGCUACUACGCGAAUGAGCGCACCACCACCAUACAUCCCGAACGUUUCGUCGAUUUCCAGGAAGAGCUGGUCAUCAACGGCGCGGCCAUGAACAUCGAAUUGUACGGAAUCGAGAGCCAGAUCCUGAAGCUCUUGAGCGAGAGCGAAGGAAACAUCCUCGACAACACGGCUCUCAUUGAGACCUUAGCGGAGGCCAAGGUGAAAUCGAGUGAGAUCAAAGAGAAGAUGGGCGAAGCGGAAGAGACGGAAAAGGAGAUAGAGGCGAGAUCCAACGAGUACCGACCGGUUGCUAAACGAGCCAGUCUCCUCUACUUCUGCUUGGCAGAUCUCGCGGUGAUCGAUCCGAUGUACCAGUACGCCCUGCCGUGGUUCAGCUCGUUGUUCUGCAAGUCUAUCGGGCAGGCUCCGCCUGCCCCGGACCUCGAGGGGCGGCUGCGCAGCCUGAACGACUGCUUCACGGCGGCGGUGUACGUGAACGUGUGCAGGAGCUUGUUCGAGGCGCACAAGCUGCUCUUCAGCUUCCUGCUCGCAAUCAAGAUCUUGCAGGGAGAUGACCGAAUAGAUCCUACCGAGUGGCGUUUCCUCAUCUCCGGGAUGUCCCCGGGGCAGUCGUCUAUGGAUAACCCGGACCCCUCCUGGAUCGAGGUGAACGUGUGGGGGGAGGUCAAGGCCCUCUGCGGGAUCGAGUACUUCAAAGAGUUCGCCACGGUGUUCGCGCAACGAACGGUGGCUUGGAGAAGAGUAUUUGACUCGAACGAGCCGCACGCUGCGACGUUCCCGGCCCCGUCGCACGAGCUGCCGAGGAAGGCGGGAUCGGCCAUCUUCGGCGUUGGGAGCUACCCGGAGAAGGAUGUAGAGGGAUGGCUGCGUAGAAUGUGCAUCCUCAGGUGUCUUCGAAGGGACAAGAUGACGGAAGCAAUGCAAGCCUUCGUGGUCGACGUCAUGGGUCCCUUUUUCGUCGAGCCCCCAACUUUCGACCUGAAGCGUUGCUACGAGGAUUCCUCGGUUACCAUGCCGCUCAUCUUCGUACUCAGCACGGGCUCGGAUCCUAACAAGGACUUGUUUCAGCUGGCGGAGGACAUGGGAAUGACGGACAAGAUGAGAAGUAUCGCCCUCGGGCAGGGGCAGGGAGGGAUCGCUGCGGCGAUGAUCGAAAAGGGAGUGUCAGAAGGCAACUGGGUGCUGCUCCAAAACUGCCACCUUUCCAUUUCCUGGAUGCCCGAGCUGGAGAGACUUUGUGAGGAGAUCAGUCCGACGCAGACCCACCAGGACUUCCGGUUGUGGCUUACGUCCAUGCCUAGCAAGUUCUUCCCGACAGCGAUCUUGCAGACGGGAGUUAAGAUGACGAAGGAGCCUCCGAAGGGACUUCGAGCUAACCUCAAGGCCACGUACUCUAAGAUGGACGACGACAAGCUCAAGCGCACGUGCAAGCCCGAAGAUUUCCAAAUGAUGCUAUUCGGUCUUUGUUUCUUCCACGCGUUGGUCGUGGAGCGGAAGAAGUUCGGACCCCUCGGUUGGAACGUUCCGUACGAGUUCAACGAGACGGACCUAGACAUCUGCAUCGCACAGCUGGAGAUGUACGUCGACGAGUAUGCCGUCAUCCCUUAUCAGGUGCAGAUCAACCUCCAAUUCAACUCCUCGCGACCCUCCCGAUGGUACAGUAUUCAUUUGGCUUGA